This is a messenger RNA of Phytophthora infestans T30-4, 1680 nucleotides long. RefSeq names its product tubulin polyglutamylase, putative. NCBI's taxonomy places the organism in Eukaryota, Oomycota, Peronosporomycetes, Peronosporales, Peronosporaceae. The record is from RefSeq and is a predicted model, not a curated record. Gene Ontology annotation, molecular function: tubulin binding; tubulin-glutamic acid ligase activity. Gene Ontology annotation, cellular component: cilium. Gene Ontology annotation, biological process: microtubule cytoskeleton organization; protein polyglutamylation. Bases 1 to 1680 code for a protein of 559 amino acids. The transcript is spliced from 3 exons.
AUGGGUUCAGCUGAGGGUGAUAAACCAAUUAAAACGUUGAAACCCGGUCAGAAGUGUCCACCAGCUACUGUCGUCAAGCUUCUAUUCAGUCGCUAUGAUCCGCUUAGACGCAAUCCAACCGUGUGUUUCGACUACCCAUUAUCUCUCGGGGUUGUACGAGACUACAGAGGCCAAGUCGUCACCACGGUAGACGCACAGACACUUCAAUUAUUCUACCGAACGUCUUGGGAGCGCAACUGUGUGAAAAACGCCUUCGCUGCCGCUGGGUUGUUUCGUACGAGGAAGAAAUGGACCGCGUGGCACUUGGCAUGGGCGAAACCUGCUCCCAAAACCGAGUUCGUAAAGUUCCGAGGUGAUCACCCGCAAGUGUUUAAUCACUUUCCAGAUCCGUGGGUGAUUGGUCGAAAAGAUCGGCUGCUGAAGAUUUUGACCAGUUAUCGUCGAAGAUUUGGAUCAAGCUACGAUUUCUUUCCGGAAGGAUUUUCUCUGCCAGAUCAACUCGAUUCGUUUCGACGAGCAUUGGAGCGUAACGAGGCAUUUCUAACCGAAACAUUUCCUCCAACAGUGUCGAACAAUAACGGAUCCGAUGUUGCUACGGUCCAACCGCUUUGGAUCAUUAAACCGCCCGCAUCUGCGUGUGGUCGUGGUAUUCGCGUUUUAACACACCGAGACGCUUGUAAAAUGUCGGAAGAGGCUCGUAAACGAUACCUCUCGGAUCCUCUGCUUCUGGGAGACGGUCAACGCUACAAAUUCGAUCUCAGACUAUACGUCCUCGUCACUAGUCUGGAUCCUCUUCGUAUCUAUCUCUUCCAAGAAGGCAUCGCUCGCUUCUGUACGGCGCCGUACUCGCUUAAAAACCCGCGAAAUCGCUUCGCUCACCUCACCAAUUACGCCAUCAACAAGAGCAACGAUGGAUUCGUAGAGAACGCAGACGCACAUGGAGCAGACUCUGGCAGUAAAUGGAGUUUAUCGGCGUUGAUCCGCGUGCUUCAAUCCCAAAAACUUCUGGACGAUCCCGAGACUCUCAUGCGUCCCGUCCGAGCCAUAGUGUGCAAGACAAUCAUCGCUGCUGAAGCACACCUCACGCCGCUUUUCCACCAGUUCGCAGGCCAAGCUUCUUGCUACGAACUCUUUGGCUUUGACCUCAUGCUGGACUCAAAGCUUCGUCCCUGGCUCAUUGAGGUGAACGUGUCUCCGUCUCUAAUGGGAGGUUCUCCACUUGAUCGCCGAGUCAAAGGUUUGCUAUUAAGCGACACGUUCCACUUGGUGGGGCUACAGGUGCCCCUUGCAAGCUUUCGACGCAGUAAAACCACACGAAGCACUUCAGCGAAUCGCCAGCUCCACGAAGCUGUACAAGACCCAAAUAGCGAUCGAUUUGACGCUACCCACUUGGAUUUAUUCAGUCCUAGCGACUGGGAUAUCGUACGAUCCAUGGACGAUGAAAUGGAUCGACGUGGACAUUUUCAGCGGAUCUUUCCUGCUGCUUCAGCGGACGAAACAGCGAGUUACUCACGGUUUUUCACGUGCCAACGCUAUGGUAACUCGCUGUGUGCCAAGUGGCUCCAAACUCCACGGACUGUUCGGCAAAGGCUCAUCCGACAACAGUCAGCUGGAAACAAUCGUCUAGCUCCGCCACUUAGUCGUUCGCGUAAACGUAUCCCCACGACCUCAGUACGAUAG